Molecule: messenger RNA, 1090 nt
Organism: Diaporthe batatas
Lineage: Eukaryota; Fungi; Ascomycota; Sordariomycetes; Diaporthales; Diaporthaceae
Exons: 2
Coding region: 410-1090 (226 amino acids)
Source: RefSeq, a predicted model, not a curated record
AUUUGGAGCCUGGACUAUACCACAAGGAAGGCUGGACAAGGCCGUUGCCAAGUGCUUUCACAGACAUCAAUGCAAAAAAAGCAUAGGACUUUACAUUGCUGGCUGAAUUUACUCUGCAGCAUGAUUCUAUCAUGUGUUUCGCAUCGUCUGGUUCAAAUCCACCGGGCCCAGUCGGACUUAGUGUCCUCCGCAACGGCUCCGCCCUCGGAGGUCCAAGGGCGCGUCGACAGAACCCGGACUAUGACAAUGCCGGCGACCCUCAGGUUUAUUAGUGCGAGAACGUGCCCGCCCCGACAUCAACAGCCCUGUGUAAAACGAGAAAACGGGUGCAGAUCACCAUCCUGACUUUCACUAUUCCAAACAAGACACAAGCUCUCAGAGACGUUACAAACACAGAACAGGCGCCGCCAUGACACAAAACGACGAAACAAACUGGCGCCCAAAGGCCAUAGUCUUCGACCUCCUGACCGCCCUCCUCGACUCCUGGAGCCUCUGGGACGCCUCGACCCCCUCAGGGACACCAGAGGAGGGGCGCCGCUGGCGCAAGCAAUACCUCGAGCUCACCUUCGGCGCCGGCGCGUACGCGGCGCCAUCAACCGCAUACGAGACCCUCGUGCGGCAGUCAGCCCGCGACGCCGGGCUCCCGGACUCGGCGCCCGUGGCGCUGCUCCGGGGCUGGGAGCCGGGCCUGCACGCGUGGCCCGAGGUCGCGCGGGUGCUGGCGGCGCUGAGGGGCGGGGGCUACCGGCUCGGCGUGGUGACGAACUGCUCCGCGGAGCUGGGGCGUGCUGCCGUGCGGCGGGCGGAGGAGUGCGUGGGCGGCGGGUUCAGGUUCGACGCUGCUGUCGCGGCCGAGGAGAGCGGGUUUUACAAGCCCGUCAGGGCGGCGUACGAGGCUGUCUACCCCGAGCUUGGUGUCGGCGCGGACGAGGUCCUGUUUGUUGCGGGCAGUGCUGGGGAUGUGCAGGGUGCCACGGACGCUGGGAUGAGGGUCGUCUGGCAUAAUCGCGUUGGGUUGGCUAGGAAGGGGGACGCGGUCGCGAUGAGGGAGGGCAGGACGUUGGACGAUGCGUUGAGGGGCUUCCUGUAG